Molecule: messenger RNA, 315 nt
Organism: Plasmopara halstedii
Lineage: Eukaryota; Oomycota; Peronosporomycetes; Peronosporales; Peronosporaceae
Exons: 7
Coding region: 1-315 (104 amino acids)
Source: RefSeq, a predicted model, not a curated record
AUGCUCCUGCUGUCUAUACUGCAAUUGUUAAUUGGUGUUAUUAGUCGCCGUCAUGGCCUGCAGGAUUCUCAGACGGAAGAAGACUCUACAAAUUUUACUCAAACAACACUCGUUCUAUUUGCUUGCAAUGCGUUGGUCAUCGUUUUCAUGGAUGAAGAAAAAGAAAUUCAAAGUGAAGAUUAUCUUUUUUGUGGCCCAAUAUGUAUCGGCAUAUUUGUCCAGGGCAUCGGGUCUAAACUGCCUCAAGGAUAUGUUGCGACCCCUUUAAAAGGCUACAUCCGAGGCCCAAAUCACAUAUCAUGGCUGACUGGUUGA